This is a messenger RNA of Rotaria sordida, 885 nucleotides long. Lineage: Eukaryota; Metazoa; Rotifera; Eurotatoria; Philodinida; Philodinidae. The record is from the annotation of a GenBank genome assembly.
AUGGUAUCUUUAGAUGAUCGUUUACUUGGAGAAAAAUUACAAAAUUAUUGUAGUAGUUCAUCCGAUGAAGAAGAUGAGAAAGACAAUGAUUCCGGUCAUGAUGAUAAACAAGCAAAAUCAACAACAAAAUUUAUACCAGAAUCGGAAUUAAAACCAUCGAGUUCAUCAAGUGGUUUUACUGAAAAUACUGGACCGAAAGGUGUUAUGGAAGAUUGGAGACGUUAUAAACAAUUGGAAACAGAAAAACGAGAUGAACAAAAAAAAGAAAAACAGGCAUUAGUUAAAAAAUUAGCAAUAACAUGUAGAUCUUAUUUGGAUGAAGAAGAAGCAAAGAAAAAAGAACAAGAAAAAGCUGUUGAAGAUGAAUUUUUUGAUGCUGAUGAUGAAUUUUUUAAAGAAUAUCGAGCAAAAUUGAUGUAUCAAAUGCAACACCGAUUACUGAAUGCUCCUCGUUUUGGCAAACAAAUUGAUUUGAAUCGUGAAAAUUUUACAAAUGCAAUUGAUGAUGAAAAUAAAAAUGUUACUAUUAUUGUACAUGUUUAUGAACAGUCAGCAAUUGGUUGUAAAACAAUGGAUAAUUGUAUUCAAAUUCUUGCCGAACAAUAUCCAUAUGUGAAAUUUAGUCGAAUUCAAGCAUCUGAAGCACAACUCAGUCAUAAUUUUGUUAAAAAUGGUUGUCCAGCAAUUUUAGUUUAUCGUGGUGGUGAAUUACUUUCAUCAUUUAUUUCAAUAACAAAUAAAUUAGGUGAUGAUUUUGUAGCUAGUGAUAUUGAAAGCUUUUUACAAGAAUCUGGUUAUCUUUCAUCAGCUGAAUGCGUUAAAACUAAUACUGUACGAGAUAGUCAUACACAAGAAAAUAAUAAAUCUGAUACGGACGAUGAUUAA